Molecule: messenger RNA, 1488 nt
Organism: Grammomys surdaster
Lineage: Eukaryota; Metazoa; Chordata; Mammalia; Rodentia; Muridae
Gene: Rho
Product: rhodopsin
Exons: 5
Coding region: 78-1124 (348 amino acids)
Biological process (GO): phototransduction; visual perception; G protein-coupled receptor signaling pathway
Cellular component (GO): photoreceptor outer segment; membrane
Molecular function (GO): G protein-coupled receptor activity
Source: RefSeq, a predicted model, not a curated record
GUAGGUGGCUGAGCUCGCCAGGCAGCCUUGGUCUCUGUCUACGAACAGCCCGUGGGGCAGCCUCGAAGGCCGCAGCCAUGAACGGCACAGAGGGCCCCAAUUUUUACGUGCCCUUCUCCAACGUCACGGGCGUGGUGCGCAGCCCGUUUGAGCAGCCGCAGUACUACCUGGCCGAACCAUGGCAGUUCUCCAUGCUGGCAGCAUACAUGUUCCUGCUCAUCGUGCUGGGCUUCCCCAUCAACUUCCUCACACUCUACGUCACCGUACAGCACAAGAAGCUGCGCACACCACUCAACUACAUCCUGCUCAACUUGGCUGUGGCUGACCUCUUCAUGGUCUUCGGAGGGUUCACCACCACCCUCUACACCUCACUGCAUGGCUACUUCGUCUUUGGCCCCACGGGCUGCAACCUCGAGGGCUUCUUUGCCACACUUGGAGGUGAAAUCGCCCUGUGGUCCCUGGUGGUCCUGGCCAUUGAGCGCUAUGUGGUGGUCUGCAAGCCCAUGAGCAACUUCCGCUUCGGGGAGAAUCAUGCCAUCAUGGGCGUGGCCUUCACCUGGGUCAUGGCGUUGGCCUGUGCUGCUCCCCCACUCGUUGGCUGGUCCAGGUAUAUCCCUGAGGGCAUGCAGUGCUCGUGCGGGAUUGACUACUACACACUCAAGCCCGAGGUCAACAACGAGUCCUUUGUCAUCUACAUGUUCGUGGUCCACUUCACCAUCCCCAUGAUCAUCAUCUUCUUCUGCUAUGGGCAGCUGGUCUUCACAGUCAAGGAGGCCGCUGCCCAGCAGCAGGAGUCAGCCACCACUCAGAAGGCAGAAAAAGAGGUCACCCGCAUGGUCAUCAUCAUGGUCAUCUUCUUCCUGAUCUGCUGGCUUCCCUACGCGAGUGUGGCCAUGUACAUCUUUACACACCAGGGCUCCAACUUCGGCCCCAUCUUCAUGACCCUGCCAGCUUUCUUUGCUAAGUCCUCUUCCAUCUACAACCCAGUCAUCUACAUCAUGCUGAACAAGCAGUUCCGGAACUGCAUGCUCACCACGCUCUGCUGCGGCAAGAAUCCACUGGGAGAUGACGAGGCCUCUGCCACUGCCUCCAAGACGGAGACCAGCCAGGUGGCUCCAGCCUAAGCCCAGCCAGAGACUGUGGCUGACUGUAGGCGUCUCCUGUCCCCACUCGCCCCAGCCACAGCCCCCACCAGGAGCAGCACCCUUUGGAAUGAGGUCAUGCAGGCUCCCUCAGUGUUCUUUUCUUUGUUUUUAAUGAAUUCAUGAAAGCAAAAUGAGGCUCCCCACUCAACAGGGACAGCUUGACAAAGGACAUCUAUCCACCAAGACCCCCAACCUGGAGUCCCCAAUUCCCGGGGGGCCAGCGGGAUCUGUACCCCUCCCCUCAGCUUGUCUCUCAGGAACAUGACAAGUGUCCCGGCUUAGGGCUAAGUGUCUAGGACAGAAUGGAACACAUAGUAGCUGAUUAAUAAAUGCUAGCUGGAUG